Molecule: messenger RNA, 3483 nt
Organism: Saxophila tyrrhenica
Lineage: Eukaryota; Fungi; Ascomycota; Dothideomycetes; Mycosphaerellales; Extremaceae
Exons: 3
Coding region: 1-3483 (1160 amino acids)
Biological process (GO): glucan catabolic process
Molecular function (GO): hydrolase activity, hydrolyzing O-glycosyl compounds
Source: RefSeq, a predicted model, not a curated record
AUGCGCACCUCGCCACUCGUUUCGAGGGCUGCAUUCGCUUGCUAUCUGUCCAUUCGUUCACUUGUUUCAGCUCAGUAUCUCCCAGGCGCUUCUUUUUUCGACGGCAAUGGAGCACCCAGCGCGGCCCCGUAUGAGUUGGUGGACGACUAUGAGGGCACAACGUUCUUCGACAAAUUCAGCUUCUACAGUGGAUAUGAUCCUACAAACGGCCACGUCCAAUACGUCAACCAAACGGUCGCUGAACGCAACGGCCUGGCGUCCACUUCGCCAGAAGGCAGAACAAUCAUUAGUGUCGAUACUACGAAUCGCUAUCCGAAUGGUGGCCCAGGCCGGCCAGCAGUGCGCCUGGUGAGCAACAAUGCGUACACCCACGGGCUGUUCAUCUUGGACCUUGUCCACAUGCCAUAUGGCUGCGGAACAUGGCCAGCAUACUGGCUACUUGGGCCGGAUUGGCCAUCAAAUGGAGAGAUCGACAUCAUCGAAGGGGUGAACACUAUUGAUCACAACUCCAUGUCCCUGCACACCAGCAACAACUGUACCAUCUCAGGCGCCGAACAGAGCGGAGAUUUCCAGACAAGCGACUGUAACAAGGAUGUGAAUGGGAACUCCGGUUGCGGUUCAUCUGCGAGCAAUACCAACACCCCGAACAAUUACGGCGCUGCUUUGAACCGCGCGAAUGGUGGUGUGUAUGCGACGGAGUGGACGUCAAACUACAUCAAGGUCUGGUUCUUUGGUCGCAACAACAUUCCCACCAGCAUUACGAUCGGCGCACCAGACGUGUCGCAAUUCGGUGUGCCAGUCUACAACGCGCAAGGCCAGUGUCCGAUUGAUCAGCAUUUCAACAACAUGAGCAUCAUCAUCAACACAGACUUCUGCGGCGACUGGGCGGGGAAUGUUUUCACACAGUACGCAGGCUGUCCGUCAUCGCCAGGCCAGAACAGCUGGGGUUCGUGCGUGAAUUAUGUUGGCGACAACCCUUCCGCCUUCACUGAGGCGUACUGGUCCAUCAACUCGGUCAGGGUAUACCAAAUGCCAAUGGGUGCGAGGCCAUCUUUAUCCUACAGCACUAGCCUGUCUUCCAUCUCGGCGACCGCGAGCACGAAUACCAUUCCUAGAGGUAUGGGUGCUACGACAUCCGGUCUUUCCUCUGAAGCGUACACCGGCUCGUUGUCGUCUAUUUCGUCGACAAAGUCUUCAUCCAGCGAGACGGCGGCGUCAUCUUCGACAUCGCGCACGCGGACACGAUCAUCGACUUCCUCGACGUCUCCAGCAUAUUCUUCGUUGAGUCAGGCGGCAUCGUUCUCAUCGUCAUCGGUGGCUUCUGCCUCCACCUCGCAGUCGGGAACACGAUCUUCGAGUUCGUCGACCUCCUCAGCGUCUUCUUCGUCGUCUACCGCUUCUCCAUCAUCGUCGGCCUUGACAACCGCAGUGAUGUCCUCCUCAUCUUCAGCAGCCGUGUCAUCACCCUCGAGUUCUACAUCUAGCUCCUCCGCAGCAGUCUUGUCAACAAGCUCGUCUUUGGCAGAUUUGUCGACCACAAUCUCAUCAGCAACUUCGAGUUCCGCAAAUCCUUCUGCAUCAGCCGGUCUGCAGUGCCCUGCAUCAAACGGCACCGCCUACACCGAUCCAUCGGGCAUUCGCUACAUCGUCAUGUGCGACGUUACGACAAACCCUGGAGACAUUGGAUACCAUGGCGAGCCUGACUUCGAAUCUUGUAUCGACGCAUGCCACGAAACAGAUACUUGCAUUGGCGUCAACUUCUACUUCGACGGUGGCUGUUUCUUCAAAGCAGAGUACUUUUCGACUUUGCCAGGGGAAAGCGUUGCGGCUGCGAUUUUGGCGUCUUUGGUUGAGCCGGCAUCGAGCACGACCACAACCUCAGAUUCGGCAUCGACGCCCUCUCCCGCGGGACCUUGCCCGGCCAUAGACGGACAGACCGUCACCGAUGUCAACGGAAGCAACUACACCAUCGCGUGUGGAUCCGACACCACUGAGGGAAGCUUUUCCGAGGCGACGUUCACCACCACUGAUUAUGCUCAUUGUAUGACUCUCUGCGACGAAACCAACGAGUGUGCAGCAUGGACGUGGGUCCCGUAUCCUUAUCCUGGCGGCGUGUGCUAUUUGAAGCGUCAGGGAGCCACCUUUGUAGCAGGGACUGCUGAUGAGAUUGCUGGAACACUCGUCGUCUCUUUGCCGACCAGUAGGUCUUCCGCAAUGCCAUCAUCGACGGCUAGAGUUGGAGCUUCCGCGAUCUCGUAUACCGCUGGGUCCCAGAUCAUGAGCAGCAAUAUUAAGAGCAGCUCAGCACCAGCCACUUCUCCAGGAGUAUCUGCGACACGUACCAGCAGCAUGGCGGCCGCUUCUACCCUGCCCUGCAACUCCGCCUAUACGGAUCAGACAGGGGCAGCAUAUUCUGUGCGUUGCAAUACCGACACCACCACCCAAGCAUAUGCUAUCUCCUACUCUACGGAACCUAAUGGCGGUUUCGAUGGAUGCUUCACCUCUUGCAGUUUGGAUUCGAGAUGCGCUGGCUUCACGUUUGUCAAAGGCGACAGUGGGCAUGGAGAGACCGGGAGCUGCGAGUUGAAGUCGUCAUCGGGCAUCUUUGUCCCAUCCACCAGCAACCGCACCUCGUGCUUCAGAUUGAGGGAUACGAUGGGGAAUCCUGGGUACUCGGGUUCUGACGUCAGCACACCCAUGGGCUCUGUCACCUCCAUGACUGCAGGGACGUCUGGCUCCGGCUUGAUUACCACUGGCGGCGCUGCGACAAGCACAAGCCCGAGUACCACCGCUCCACCGUGUCGGACGGAAGCAUCUUCUCUAUGUGCAAGCAGCGACUCCAAGUCGACAUGUUCGAGCUCAAGUGGAAACAACUACGAUGUGACGUGCGGCAUCGUGUAUGAAGGAACGGUCAUCGACACCUCGGGAAUCAGUCAGAGCGAAGUCAAGAGAGCAAUCGAGCCUACCUUCAACGACUGCCAGUCGUUGUGUGAUGGGACGACAGGGUGCGUGGCACUCAACUACAUUGGCACCAACUGUACGCUUCUCAGCUCCGUCACGGGCACAUCGUACGUGCCAGGCGCUAUUGGUGCUUCAAUUUCAGGAGGAACCUCAACUGCGGAUCCCGUCUGCCCAGGAUCGGCGAACCAGGUCUUCACUGACAGCAAUGGUGUGGCUUACAGCAUUGGAUGCUACACCGACUACGCAGGUAACAACAUUGGCAAUCCCCUCAACGCAGCCUCAUUCUCCGCUUGCGCGGCAUUUUGCGAUGCGCUCAGUGGAUGCUACGGGGUGGAGUUUGACACAACGUCAAAUCAAUGCACUCUGAAGUCUUCUUUCUCCGGCACACAGUCCUCCAACACCAACCUGAUAUAUGGUGUCAAGAAUCGGGCAGCCACUGGUGGCACUUCGAUCAAUCCCACGUUGACACCAUCGACAACACUGUGUAAGAUUUGUCCUUUCAAGUUGGUUGAGAUGGCCUGA